CGACUUGACGAAUGAAUCAUUUGUUUCCGGGUGAAGAGGACACGCAAGUGGUACGAAUAUCAUACAAUUCUGAUCUACAUCGAUUAGUUUUUAACUGUCUUUGGCGACUGAUCUUAUGAAUCUAAUAACACGGCAUCAUGUAACGUGUUUUACGCUUCCCCCCGGUUAAAAGUCCGCCUGUUGGUUUUAAAACCUUUACUUUGAUGUUAAGUGCCAUUAGCAUGUUGGCUAACCGGUUAGCACGAGGGUGAUGAAAUGUGUAUCGUAUUUAGCAUCUUCACUGUAUGUUACAAGUUGAUUUAACCACAGAAUGGUGGCUAUUUCAGUUAACAAUCUCCCCUUUGUCUCGAGUCUGUGGGUGAUAUAUUCGCAUUGUUCCACCAGCCUGGUGUGGGAUGUUGUUCAGACUUAAACCAUGUGAUUUGAAUGUCAGCUGGCUUGUUGUCGACUUGUCAAUCUGCUAUCUUAUCGCUUCAAGGCGUUUCAUAAGGGGUUUGUAUGUGACUUGAGAACCCGCUGCGUCUUCCUUACUUCUGCGGGGCCAUUACGGAAGAGAACAACGACAGCAGGGGAAGACACCAGCCCUCAGCAGCUUGUCCUUUUCUUCCCUCAGCUCAUCGCCUGACCUGCCAAACCUUGACUGAUAUGGCAGCCAAUGGAGCAAGCUGUGAGCGGCCCCAGAAACGAGCAGGAGCCAAAGACAGACAGAAUGGCAAGUCAACAGGUUAGUUUCACGUCUUUAAAUGUGCAUAUUAGUGAAGUUGACUGUCAUGGGUGAAGAACACUAGUAAAGUAAGAGUUUCAUUAGGGGAGAGUGGGGUCAGAUGAGUCAUUCUUCAUGUUUCGGAUCACUACAUCAAGGCGAUCAUAGUUUUGUCUCUAACUAGUGUUUCUGCAUUUAUUUCAAGAUGUUGUGCAUCCCUGCAAACCAACAGAAUGAGUGUAAACAUAACUGUCUUGAUAAUAUAGCAUGACAUUGUAACAUGAGAAAGCCUUUAAGUGAUUCAGAACAUUCACAGCUGUAUUUUUGAAAAGAAAAAGUAACACAUUUCAACAAUCUAAACUGAAACUCUGAUCCUCUCAUCAGACCCUUUUACUUUCUCAGUUGAGCCAGUGACUUAACUUACCCCUGAACUACUAUGAUGACUUUAUUAGUCCUCUAAGCUAAAAUGGUGGACUUCUAUGUUCAUGUUGUAGCUCAUAGGGACCACAUUUGAUGUAUAAAACAAAUUGAAAAUGAUCUAUUUUCGUCUACCCCAGAAUAACUGUGAUUACUAUGACUGUGUCCGAAAUGAAUCACUCGAUCCCUAAUCCCCAUAUGGGGUUUCACUAGAUAGUUGACUAUGUGGUGAAAUCAAUCACCAAAGGUUUCGGACACUACAUGGCAAGACGCAAUGCAUGAAGGAAUGCCCACCACCUGUGAGUGACCAUCGGAUGGUCACUACAUUUUGCAAUGCUUCAUGGGAAAUUUUGAGUCGCCUAUAUAGCGGUAUAUGGUGGACUUUUAUGGUAGGUUUUUGACCCUAUGUUGUAACUCUUAGAUGCCACCAUUGUAGAUAAGUAAGUAAGUAAACUUUAUUUGUAUAGCACUUUUCACAGACAAAAAAGUCACAAAGUGCCUCACAUAGACAAAUAUAAAAAUGUACUUACAAAUUAAAAGGCCAAUACAAAAACAUUUAACUGUCAUAGCAGCCCCAAAACAAUUAAACAAAAGCCUAAGCAAAUAAUUAAGUUUUGAGUUGGCUUUUAAAAGAGUCAACAGAGUCAAUUAAGCUUAUUGAGAGAGAGGAAGAUCAUUCUAAAGCCUGGAAGGAUCGGUCUCCUCUGGUCCGAAAACGAUAUAUUAAACAAAUUUAAAAUGAUCUUAUUUUGGUCUGAACACAAUUCUAAUCAAACUUAUGACAGACUAAAUUCACUUUCAAGAGGGAAAAAUGUUUUUUUAUGAAAUAGAUGUCUAACCCCUUCACCCAUGUGCUUCUAAUCUUCACAGACCCCAAGACCCCAUCUCCUAAAUAUUUGGUCACAUGAUCAAUUUCUUUAAACUUUUUCAAGCAACUGGGGUUGGCUUAAUUUACCCUUUGGCUCAACUUACUCUACUCUCCCAAAUCUCUCACACAAACUGAUUACUCCCGCCUAACGGGUUGAACGAGUCAUAAAAAAGACUCAAGUGAAUUACUUCCAGCUUACUUUCGGUUCUUAAAGGACGUACAGCAUUGCGAACAUCAAGAUGACCCAUAGUUAAUGAGAUUAACCAUUUUUGUUGAUGUGAGAUUUACCAUGUGCUUGCCUGUACCAGUUCAACAACAAGAAAGUAUUUCUCUAGAUGUAAGUAUUACAGAAUAUCAGGGUGACUGCGAUUCUCUUUAUUGUUCAGACUUCUCAGUAAGGGAGAGGCGGCAGAAAGAUAAGGAGGAUCGCCUGUCCCUUGUGUUAUGGAGGAGGCCUGUGACCACUCUGCAGUAUUUUCUCCUGGAGACCCUAAUCAAGCUAAAGGAGUGGACGUUUAAGUAAGAACUUCUACAGGUUUUAACUAGAGUGCUGUUGUUUUUGCUUUAUUUCCCAGGGUGUGUAUUUAUGCGUUAAACUGUUUGGUCCCUUCAUUUAUCUUGUCAUUCUACUCAACUGUCAGAGAACUAGCCAUGACCUCUUGCCUAGAUAUUUUCACUGAAAAAUAAUUUCUUUAUCUUUGAGAGACUGUAGUUGUAAAUCUCAUUAUUUAAAAUAGAAUUAAAUAAUUUACAUGUUAUUUUUUUGUUCUUGUCAGGCUUUGGCAACGACGAGGUGCAGUGUUUGUGGUUUUGGUGUUAUGUGCUCUGUUUUCCAUUGCCUACUCCACUGAGGGAGAUCACCAACAAGUAAGGCUGGACUGAUUUAAUUUUUUUAGUGAUGUUAAUAAUCAACACAAUUGCUUAAUUUCUAACCUGUUUGAAUAAGUCACUCUUUAUCUACAUUAAAUCUUUUCUAGUAGAAAGCUAAACUCGGGUUGUAAUGACAUGUGCACUGUUGUCAGGCAACCUUUGAUCCUCCUGAUAGUUAGCUGAAAGUUGUGUUUACAAAUCCCUCUGUCUCACUAUCUUUAACAGUUCAGCAUCAGCUUUCUUCAAUGUAGAGCUAUAGAUAAUAUACAUGUUCUACUGUUGACUGUUUUCAGCUCUCUGCAGGUUAUCAGGGGGAUGAUUUAAAAAAAAAAAGGCAAACUGUUAUAUUUCCUAAACAAAGCGCUGAACUUGAUUUAGAGUCUGCUAUUAUUAUUAAUUUAUGGCCAUAACCAAGACAACCUGUUAAAGGGAUUUUCUGACGUAAAAUUAAUUUAGGGUCAAACACACCGUAACACCGAGUUAGAUAACCCCCAAGAGAUGAAUGUUGCCAACCGCUUACUUCUCUAGUUAUACCAACUUUAGAAAGGACCGAACAAUAGCAAUACACAGCGGUCCGAGGAGCCAUAAACAAACCUCAACCAAAAUGCCCCUCUAUAGCCACAAAUAAUGCUCAGAACAGCACAUAACUUCAUCAACAGUACAUAUAGGGUCCCAGCCAUAGCACUAGCCACCAAACAUCUUUUUACUUUGCCUAAUUUCUGUAGCAAAGAGACUAAUUCAACUCACCCACUCUCUUCCAGCAGCCGUUUGUAGUUAGACCUCAAGCCAGUCUAUUAUGGACUACAGCGGGGUGACACAACUCAAGGAAGAACAUUUAUGAUCAUUACUUUAUCAUUUCCUUGAAGUAAUAAUCACCAUAUUAAUCAUUUUGCACUGCAGAGCCGGUAGUUCUUCUGCCUUAGCGCCUCGGUCUGAUUGUAUUUCCAUGAAGAAAUGAUCAUAAAUGUUCUUCCUUGAGCUGCGUCACCCCGCAGUAGUCCGUGAUGGACUGGCUCGAGUUCUCGCUACAAACAAACGGCUGCUGGAAGAGAGUAGGUGAGUUGUGUUUAGUCUCUUUGCUAAAGAAAUCAGGCAAAGUUAAAAAGAUGUUUGUUGGCUAGUACUGUGGCUGGGACCCUAUAUGCACUGUUGAUGAACUGAAGUUAGGUGCUAAUUUUACGCUGGAAUAUCCCUUUAAAUAAAUAGUAUUAUAUUUUGUCUCGGACAGUCAAUGAAAGAAUCACCCCAGUUUAAAAAAAGUGAAUUUGCUGAGCAUUUACUGUAUAUUUUGCUGUCCUACCUGUCCACUUUCUUCACUGUAGUAUGUUGAUUAUCUGGAGAAGAAGUUCCUGUGGUGUGCCUACUGGGUCGGCCUUGGGAUUCUGUCCUCAGUAGGCCUUGGUACUGGCCUGCACACAUUCCUACUCUAUUUGGUAAGCAAAUACUCUUAAUAUUACAUGUCAAGAGUUCCAGAGCUAAACAAGUGGAGUAGAAAUAGUUACCACAAGAAAUACACAUUUCUAAAAUGUGCAGGCACUAUAAUACACAUGCUGACAUUGAACAGAGGAAAGCCACAUCAGUGAGGGGAAACCACUCUCGUGCUGCUUAUUUAUACAUUUUAACCAUAUAGAGCAUGUAAUUAGGUUACCUUACUGGCAGAGGCAGUUUACUAUCUGGAUCUUCUGUGUUGUUAUUUGGGUAUGGGCCACUUAAUGAAUACAUUUCUGUGAGUGGGUCAGUAUCAGCUGACCCACAAGCAAUAUCUUGACAGUGAAAACGACACUGAAACAAAGUCUAUCUCUAAGGUAACUGGACCGGGUUGUAGUUCUUGCACAAGUUUUUCAGCUUACUGUGAGCUGCACUUGACUUAACUUUGAUUUAGCUCAAUAAGGAGGACUAAGACUGCUUAGGGACAUUGACUGUAGAGAGACAAUUGGAAUAAUCUUAUCACCUUUACUCUGCAUGAGCAUUCGCAUUACUACUUGGAAUGUCUUUUUAGGUACCCCCAUGAGUGAUAUAAAACCUCUACUUAAGAGCAUUUUUAAUGAUGGGAAAAGGUUCUGCACCAAAACAUACUUCAUGAUCACAGUAAAACUGCUCCCCUUACUUCUCUCUGCUUAGUAAUAAUGACAGAAAGACAGAAAACUCCAUUUUACAUGUCCCAUCACCAGAGUUGUACUGUGACUUUACCUCAAGCUUGAAGCAUUUAUAGAAAGCCCCAUAGAGAGGAUGAGGUCAUCCUGCUAAUGGGAAAGGGGGAUUCAACCACCAAUAUGAUUGUAUGAUUCAUCACAGUGUUAAGGAGGUUAAGAAAGUCCUGGACUGGAGGAAUGACAUUGUGGUCAAACUUAAGAUAAAAUUACACUCUUAAGUUUCUGCUUUGACCAAGAGAUUUGUUGAUUUGAAACAGACUGCAGCUGUGUAGAACUUGUUGCUGCCAGACAAAACAGCUUUUCAACACUCCUUUGAGUACCCAUCUUUCUAUCCAUCUACCUUUCUGUCUAUAUCUACCUACCUAGAUGGAUGUAUAGAUAGAUAUGUCAAUCUAGCGAUCUAUCUUUCCCAUUUCUCUUUCUAGUGUUCCCAAAAAGUGAUCCAGACUAUUUUCAAAUAAAAAAACAUUUGACGAUGCUGAAAGUUAGUUUAAUAUUUACUGUACUGUUAGUAGUGAGUUGCAAUUACGACACCCAAUAACUUCUAUAAUAAGCCAUCCUCAGUUCAGAACGUACUGGAAUAAUAUUUUAAAAUCUGGUUUGGGGAUAAGCCAUCCAGUGCAAACUUAAGUUUCUUUUCCGCUAACGCUGACACAUGAAGAGACACUAUCAGAUGACUUUCUCUUUAAUUUGUAACAGACUUCAUCAAUAAGAGAAGCCUCAUUAACAGGUGAUUCAGCCACCGUUUGUACCCAGUGCAAUUCAAGCACCACAAAUGGCAACCUCUUGAGCAGUAAAACGAUUGAAAUAACUGUACAUUCAAACUUUUGAGAGGUUUUAUGAGGGAGAAGUGCAAGAGAUUGUAAAGUUUUAAGCUAGGUGAUAAGCUGAUACACUUAGUGGAAGUUCAUGAUCACAUACAAUAUCUGUUAUAUUAAAAUGACAUGGACGGUUAAAUUUUAUGGGCCAGGUGGUCCAGUAUAUGCCUUUCAAUCAAUUAAAGCAGCUCUUUCUUUCUCUCUUUUCCACUUGUUCUUUAGGGUCCUCACAUAGCGUCAGUAACCCUGGCAGCAUAUGAGUGCGGUUCGACAGACUUUCCAGAGCCUCCUUACCCAGACCAGAUCAUCUGCCCUCCAAGUGGAGGAGCAGAGAGCAGUAUCUCCCUCCUCUCAAUCAUGUCAAAAGUUCGCUUGGAGGCCUGCAUGUGGGUGAGUUUUGGACAGAAAGUAAUGAUGUUACUAAACAGUCUAAUAUUAACCACUUCCUCAUUUGAACAAGUCUCUGCAAGGAUAGAAAUGUUGUAAUCCUUGUGCUUCUCCUCUACUUUCGUCAAAGCUUAAGUUGGUGUCAUGGCGGCAUGAAAAUUGUGUCAGUGUGAUACAAUGACCAAAUGCUGAAUUAGAGGAAAUAUAGAUAUAAAUAUAUAUUUUUUUAUUUAGGGGGCAGGCACGGCCAUCGGAGAGCUUCCUCCAUAUUUCAUGGCCAGAGCAGCUCGCCAGUCAGGAGCUGAUCCAGAUGAUGAAGACUACGAGGAGUUUGAGGAGAUGCUGGAGCAGGCGGAGGGUGCUCAGGUGAGAGUGUCACACACAGAGACACUUGUAGGCACUCUCAUAAAAGUUGCUUUAGAAGUUUUGUCCUCGUAAGGUGUGCUUUUCUUUAGAUUUCUAGUGUAAAGCAUCGCCUCCUGCUGAUCACUGAUGACAGGGUAACAACACUUCAUAUUGGAGUGUCUAUGUUUCCCUGUUGUCCUUAGCAUAGGUGUUUGUUAACACCUGAAAACCCAUCAAAUAUGAUGUGAUUUUGUCUUGUCUUUAUAAACUGGCAUUCACUCUUCAGUGAUUGGCUCCACUGUAACGUAUGACUUCAGUGAAGCCACUCCUUCUUUAGACUUCCAGUAAAUCUGCCUGGUUAGGGGGUGACUCAUUCUGUGCACAGCCCCCCCCCUCAAUCAUCUCUCAGGCUUUGCUUUCUGUACCUCCCUCCCUCCUUCCCUUCCUCUUUCUCUCCACUCACCAGCCUCUAAUUUGAAUGACAGACUAUUCUUUCAGGAACCAAUUUCACACGACUUGAGAUGACUUAGAUGCUGAGUAAGCUGAGCAGAAAUCACACAAACUUUGUGUGUCACCUCUAUCACCUCUUCUCAUUUCAUGGUUUCUCAGCUGAAUAGACCAACAGGGCUAACCUCAGAUAACGUCUUUAAUCAUGAGACUGUAUCCAGGAUGUGCUUGUAUGGGUGUUUGUCAGAGGUUUUCUAAGCAACAUUUACCAGACGAGUCAAAGCUCACAUUGUUCAUGCAAAUAAAUAUAUUCAGUAAUUUAACAAAAUAACAGUAAACAGUAUUUGAGAAAUACAUCAGUAGAUGCCAAUUGUUGAAACGACCUCUCAAACUACCUCAAACUAAGCUGUGAUAUCCACCAUGUUCUCGAGCAGUUACUCACAUUUCAUCCUACAAAGAUACAGAUUGGAUCCAACUAACUCCUGGCACCUUUUUGUGUAACACAGACCUUAAAUAAAUGCAACAAAUUCAUCAACAAUAAAAAAGUCACAAUGUUCAGAAACAGUAGGUAUCGACCAUAGUACUCUCACUCAGGUCUAUUUCUUCUGUCUAUAUAACAGGUAGACUUUGGUUUGGUUAAAAAAACACAUCUAUAACAAGUACAAGCUGCUUAUUUCAAGCUAAGACUAAAAAUGUAAUAUGUCUUUAAAUACACUUACGGUUUGAUAAAGAUGUAUUGCAGUAAGGUAUAUGUGUGUGAUUACAAAUGCUGAGUCAUGAAAGUCAAGUGACAAUUUUGAUGUGAAUGUCCUUACUGUUCUACUAUCUACUACUGUCCUUACUAUCUUUAUUCAAAUUUUGUGAUUAUUUCUCUGUUCACAGGAUUUUGUCACAAGAGCCAAACUGGGAGUUCAACAUAUGGUGCAGAAAGUGGGAUUCUUUGGGAUCCUGGCUUGCGCUUCUGUAAGUUUUAAAACUUUUUCACAUUGUUUAAAGUAUAUAAAUAUAUGUUCCAUGACUAUUGUCCUAUUGAAGAUGUGCUGCCUUAUUUAAGAAACAUUUUCCACAGUGGAUGAAAACUGGUAGAGGGGGAAUUGAGGGACAUUUACCAAAAUCAAUCUUUUAACUGAUAGAAAUGUGAAAUGAUUAUAUUGUCUUAUUUUUAUCUUACAGAUUCCCAAUCCCCUCUUUGACUUGGCUGGGAUAACUUGUGGUCAUUUCCUGGUUCCCUUCUGGACGUUCUUUGGAGCAACUCUGAUUGGGAAGGCCAUCAUCAAGAUGCAUAUACAGGUUGGUAGAUUAUUUUAUUGAAAGUUAUUAGUGGUAGUUACAAAGUAACAAGCACCAGCUGACCUCAAAUAACCCCUCGUUUUCCAUUUUAAUGUAGACAAUGCAGUCAUUAAUCAGAGUCCCAGCAGCUGUGCGUUCCAUAUGACAAGUCAUUACAAUUCUCUGUGCACAGUGUGAUAAUGCAUUGCAGAAAAUUAAUACUAAAAAAUAAAAAUAGUAUGGUGCUCGUUUGGAUGAUUCAGUUUGAACAAUCCAUGCGACUUGGAAACAUGUUCUGAAGCAAAGAUGAGACUCACUGUCCUAGGAAUGAGGUGGGGACUGUGAGAAACUUGUAAUGGUUUACUUUGACUUCUACUUAUGGCAUUCCUUUGGGAAAUAUUGGGAAUAUAUCCAAACUUUAUACACUAGCUUCAGGGGGAAAGAGGGACGCUUAUAAGAUGAUUUAAACAAAAGUUUUAUUUUUUUCACUCGCAAGAUCAAACAAAGGAAAGUUUUGAUUGCGGUGUGUAUUGUUUAGUCUGCCACAUGAGUGACUAAUAUGAGCCUGUACUGAGAGAGGCUGUCUACAUCUGUAAGUGAGUAACUGCAUGUCUUAACAAUUUAAACCCAUCCAUCUCUUGGUGGAACCAACUGAUGAUCUCACUAUGAGAUUUUACAGACUUAAGGGUUAUAUAGAGUGGACAUGAGAAGGUAGAUGUCAGGGAAGGAAAUUGAAUCGUUGGUAAGAGUCUGCAGGAGGGAGUCUUUAAAAAAAAAAAGAAAGGUCUGCUUACAUCAACUACUUGGACAUUGCGUGUCAUAUCCUGUCUGAUUUUGUCCAGGGGGUCAUGCCUCAUGCAGUUUGAAGCUGAUUAGUUUCAGGACCAGAGACAAAUAUUGCGGUUUUGCUCCCCCGCUGGGCUGCUUUACAAACCCCACGUAGGUCCUCACUGCCCGAAAUUUAGCUUACUGCCAGGUCUGAAUACUGUAAAUAGUAUCUCUGUGGACAGUAGCAGAUAUGGCCUUGUUGGUUCACAGCUGUGCCACCAAGAAUUACAAUAUCUAUUCAUAACUCCUUUAGAUGUACUGAAUGCUUACGUUGACAUGUCUUUGUAGCUUAUUCAUUCCUUAAUAUUUCAGCUGGUUUUCAUUAAAAUUGAGUGUUUUUUUAAAUUUCUUGAAAAUGAGUCAGCGGACUCUAAAGCUUGAUCAUUUUUUCCUUGUUUUCUCACAGAAACUGUUUGUGAUCAUCACCUUCAGCAAGCACAUAGUGGAGCAAAUGGUGUCACUCAUAGGGUAAGUGUGGGUUAAUGUGGUGUGCAUGGCUAAAAGAGACAGAGACCUUGUAGCAUUAGUGUUUUUACCCUGUGUAUGGCGACCACCCAAAACAACUUAGUCGCCGAGAGGCUGAGUAGGGGAAAACGAUACCAUGCCUGACGUGCUGGCUGUAUAAGCUUCAAUGAACAGGCUGUAUCUCCGUUUGUCGUUUUGUUAUGCAAAAAAGACGAAGCCCUUACAUAAAAAACAAAAAGGGCAGUCGUUCAAUAUCAGGCGAAACAUAAGCGAAAAAGCGGUCAGCAAAAAGUAGGACUUCCCCAUUCAACCCCUCUCCAUUCAUCCACAAGACCCACCAGGUGAACAGCUGACUAUACUACUACUGGUGCUGACGUACUACCUCCACACCCACCACGUGACUCUCAUCACUGUAUAUAACCACACAAUACACAAAUACUCUUAAAGAUCAUGGCUAUCACAAAAACUGGCGUGUACACCCUGGUUUCAUGGUAGCUAGUACUUUUCUCAACACUUGCAGACACCUGGGGAUCCUAAAUGAUUUAAUGUCUCUGCAGGCCUAUCACCACCAUCCCCCAUUUACACACACAUACACACACACAUUGAUCUGACUCACCAAGUUUAGCUUUGACAUAGGAUGUUGGCCCCAGUGAGGUGGGAAACACAAUUAUUGAAAUCUAACAGAGCUUGAAGUCUGGUCUAGACCAUUUUUUUUUUCCGUCAAGCAUCUUGGGAUAAAACCUUUUGUGAAUUGGCGUUAUAUGAAAAAGUUUCAUCGAUAAAUAAACAGUGAUUGAACUUUUGCAACCAUUAACAAAGCUGCUCAGUUGGAUUUGAUCUAUUGGCUUUCCUUUUUUCAUAUUCAGGCAACAACGUUUGAUGUUAUGUUUGAAUAUGAAUUUAGGAGAACAAAUCCUAUUGCUCUUUGAUUAAAACCGAAGUUCUUUCCCAUGAAAUAAAACGAGUCAGCUCUCAGUAACUCACUAUAAUUCAUGCAAACUGUGCUGAUACAGCAUUGACUUGUUGGGCUGUGGAUGUUUGUGUAACCAUGUGUGCUGUAAUUUGGGAAAGAGAACCAAACGAAGUCAAUCAAACUAGCCAGGCCUAUUUUAAAUCAGCAGUACCAGUUUUCUAUCUGGGUUUUCUUCCCCUUUUUUGCUAAGCCCUGUUAAGUCCAGCCUGCCUCUUCUUUAUCUUGACCAGAGAUACUAUUUAACUUAUGAAUUGUUAUCCUUGUGUCUCGGUUUCUUCCCAUGGUAAUAAAUUUCACAUCCUGUCAAGAUUCUGCUGAGCUGUAUCUCUGCUGGCAAAAUGGUACAACUGUUACACCAAUGUCUUAAUACCACAUGAAUUAACAGAAUGGCAUCCGUUAUGAUUGGCCCCAUAGUGAGCUAAUCUACAUUGCCUAAUAAGGAUAUGAGCACGCCCUGAUCUGAUAGCUCUCCACCCAGAAAGCAGCAUUGGUGGUAAAGGUGAUGAUAUCAUUUUGACUCACUUCCUGAUUGAAGGGCUGACACAAGCUCCUUAUAGAGAGUAUAAAAAGAGGACUGAGGAGUAUCUGCUUCAUUUUCCCUGCUGCCUGCUUCUGCUCACAGAGGAGAAGCCCCAGAUAGGGCCAAACAUGGAGGGUUGUUGCAAGGAUGCUGGUUGAGUGCUGGAUCAGUGUUCAUGGAGGAAUACACUCCUCUUAAGGGGGACAUUUUUAGAGAGGCUGAAGGUUCAGUUUUGUUCUCCAUGGUGAGGAGACUUUUUCUCAAAGGGUAAGUGAAUUAAUCUUCUUUAUUCUUCUGUUUUCUCUCUACCCUUCUCUAUGGCUGUAUCUAUGGGGGCUUCUCAUGUCAGCUCUGUGCCCAAAGUGGGACCAGCACUUCAGAAACCCUUCAGUCAGUACCUGGAAGCACAGAGGAACAAGCUGCACCAUGCUGGAGGAAGUGCACCAGCGGUAAGAACAAUGUAGAACAAUGGAUUGUUCCAUGGUCAACCCUGUUCUUUUAAAUGUGAGCUUUAUUCAUCUGUUUAAAUUAGUUUAUUUAAACAAUACAUUGGAGGAUGCUAUCAGAUAAAAAGCUGUCUUGGUAACGCCAACAGUCUUCAAAAACACUGCAAUAUGACAUAAGUAAUCUAAGGGUUGGCCUAAUUUUUAUAUUAACCUUCAAAUUGUAAUUAGAUUAGUUAAAAUAAUUGGGUAAGAGUAGUCCCUGUUGGACAAAGUAUGUAACUUAAAACCAGAUUUAAACGACCGUGAACAAAUCUUGCAUGUAGAUACUAGAUUAUAUGUGACAAGCUAAAUUCAUGGAUGCUAAUUUUGGCUUUCCAGGAUGAGAACUGGCUGUCGUGGGUGUUUGAGAAGGUGGUGCUGGUCAUGGUUUGCUACUUUGUCAUUUCCAUUGUAAACUCCAUGGCUCAGAGCUAUGCCAAACGUCUGCAGCAGCAGAGGCACUCAGAGGAGAAAACCAAGUGAUGACGACACAAAAGCAGUACCAACAUCCAAGUGACUGUUUGCUGCUGCUGAGAGCCGUGGACUCAGCCCCAGCCAACUUCAACUUAACGAACAACAAACCUCACCCCACACCUCGUUCAUUCUCAGAGGCUGAGUGCUCGGAAAACAUGGCACGACUUGUUGGUGUGUGCUUGUAAGGAUGUGUGUUCUCACUGUUCAUCCCUCAUCUUCAGGUUUUGUUGUUUCUUUCAUCUCAUGCCACUCUGUAGAUGUGUAUAGUGUGAUUGGUUCUAUUUUUGAUCUUAAGAUGUUACUUUAAUAUUAAAUUAACCCAUUCAUUGACCUCAGAUGAUAAGCAGCAGUUUGGCAGUGACUGCUGUGUUUGGGCAGUGCCCAUCAGAUGCUAUGCCUUAUGCAAGAAAGGAGGGUCUCCUCCCUUAAAUAAAGUUCUUGACUUAUACACUUGAUUUUUAUUUAGUUUUGUACCAUUAAUGUAUGGAUGAAUUUUGACUUGUUCAUGCUAUGUGCUGCUGAGGUAACUGAUGCGGAUGUUUUUUUCUUUAAGGGUUUGACUUUCCUCAUGAUCUUGUCCUAUCAAACAGUAAGAACUUCUUUUUGUUUCGGAAAUUGUCGGUUUGGAGUGACGGUAAAAAAGCAAUAUCAACAAAAACAGUGUGGUAUUGAUAGUUUGCACGUGGUGUAAAUAUCUUUUUGACGGUAUCAGCAGAUGUGUUCGUAAAAACAUGAGUUGACUUGAACUUAAACAACAACAAAAAAAGAUAUCAUUUGUAAAGUGACGUUGUACUCUCAGCUGACUAGUCCCAUUUCUAUUCUGUACAUUUAGGUUAAACCUCAGAUUGGAUCAUAUAUAAAAUAUGUAAAUCAUUGCACUUGUUUUGUCAUUUUUGUAUUCUUGUAGGACAAGCUGAACUUUUGUUAAAACCGAUAAGCUUUAUGGUGAUCUUGUAACGUUCAUGAAAAGCUGUAAUUUUUUUUAAACCAUCACAGCAAUUCCAAUCUUCUCUUUGAAAUAUUCAUCUGAGGUAAGUGAAAUGCCCGUCACUUGUACAGUUUUCAUUUAAUAACUUUUUUGUACAGAAUGUUAUAUUGUACCCUUUGAGUCGCAGCUAAUUUUUCAUUUUACUGUCAAAUCUGGAUAUCAACUUGUUGGUUCAGAAUUUUCAAACUGACUCAUUGCUCCUGUGUCCCGGCUGCGUUUGGGGAAAAGUCCCACAGGGCAUGGAUUCUGGUGGACUUCAGCUUUUUGGAAAGGAGAGGUCCCUCUCUAUUAUUGAAGUUCUGUCCCCAUAAACACCACUUUUCCAUCCCAUCAGCUAGCUUAUCAGACUGGUGUUGGCUGUUCAAUUUUCAUGACAACAGCUGUCUGUAGGCUGGCUGAAGUUGUGGGUCCUCAACAUUUCAUCUGUGAAUUUGAACUACUUUUCCAACCGUUUGUCAUCGGCAUAACUGCUUAAUGCUCAUGCCAGUUGCACUUGAAUACAUUAAUGUAAAAUAAAAUUAUUGAUCAAUAAAGUAACUGAAUACUUCAA
Xyrichtys novacula (pearly razorfish) is the source of this 13560-nucleotide messenger RNA. The record is from the annotation of a GenBank genome assembly. NCBI's taxonomy places the organism in Eukaryota, Metazoa, Chordata, Actinopteri, Labriformes, Labridae.